UGAAAAUCUCUCGGGCGCGUAACUCGUUGGUCGUUACUUAUGGUCUGUUGGUAUGGUUGGUCGUGAAGUUUUCUACCCUCUUCCACACUGUAUGUAUUCAUAAGCUAUAUCAAGAGAUAAACAUAACAAUCUUUUAUUAGUGAACCGCCGUUAUAAAUAUUUUUUGUGUAUUUAGCCUUUGAAGACCAUUUCAACAACAAAUGUUAUUGGUGAAUCGUUCAGGGUUGACAAAUUCACCUUAGGCCCGUUUUUAGGAGGAGUUUCUUCUGUCUCAUGGAGGGAGUCUUAUUGGUACUCUUGAUGAAAUGAAAGGUCAAACACUGAUUGAAGGACUAUUCUGAGAACUUCCGAGUAACCAGUCCUUAAGUCGGUUCUCUAACAAACUUUGUAUUUUAUUCAUGGCUGCCCUUUAUUGGAACAUAUUUUCAAGGUUUCGUGUUAAUUUUAAUCAUUUCAAGUACUUGACUGCAACACCGUCCAGAUCAGCGAAUACAAAACAAUUAAAACACCCCAAAAGGAAGGGCGAUAAUCUGGAACCUGUUGCUACAUCAGGUGGUGUGUCUGACUAUGCAAAAUCUGCAAACAUCGUAAAGUCAAAGGAUCUGCUUGGCGAUUUUAUUAAAGAAUAUCGUUUUGGUAAUGACACAGCAUUUGUUGAUCUUCCUUCACCGGCUAAUGUAAAUAUUUUCACUCAUCAAGAUGUCCUACCUGCUGAUUCUUGUAACUCAUUGAACCCCAUUUUUGAUGCCGUUGAGAAUUUGGAAGCCUCACUUUUCAGUUGUGCUCUUCCAAACAACCAGUUCGAAGAAUGGUUAAAGUGGACGGUCGAAAAGAAAAUGUGGAGUUUUCCGAUUAAUAAUGAACAAGAUUGGGAUUCCGAGUUAGAUGUACCCUUUUAUGAACAUGUAUUUCUGGAGAAUCAUCUAAACAAGGAACAUCUCAAGUGUAAACCAUUGGCAUCGUUCUUGGAACUUGUCUGCACUGGUCUUUCGAAAAACCCAUAUUUUAGUGUUGACGAUAAAAAGCAACAUCUCGAGUGGUUCACACAGUUCUUUGACGAUAAGAUAACGCGGAUAAACGCUUCCAUAAAAGAAGAACAUAUGGCUAAUUUAGAGGAAAUUUCUAAAGGAACUUCGACAUAAUCUACUAAUUUUUACUUUUCAAAUAAACCAUUCCCUAGAAAAAUUCUUAGAAUUUUU
This is a messenger RNA of Schistosoma mattheei, 1199 nucleotides long. The record is from the annotation of a GenBank genome assembly. NCBI's taxonomy places the organism in Eukaryota, Metazoa, Platyhelminthes, Trematoda, Strigeidida, Schistosomatidae.